This is a messenger RNA of Brassica rapa (field mustard), 1678 nucleotides long. Its product is annotated as F-box protein SKIP5. NCBI's taxonomy places the organism in Eukaryota, Viridiplantae, Streptophyta, Magnoliopsida, Brassicales, Brassicaceae. Gene Ontology annotation, molecular function: protein binding. The record is from RefSeq and is a predicted model, not a curated record.
CUUACAAAAUAAAGUGGAAACGAUAAAAAGAGAUCACGGUCUUCCUUAACUCGUAAUGUUCUUUUUGGCUGGAAUAACUACUCAAUGAAAAGGCUGGUCUGUACUACUUGUGUCUUGAGAAUUAGUACAAAAAUCAGUAUGUUGGUUAGUACUGUCUCAAUCUUUUGGUAUACUAGAUUUGAGAUACAAAUAUUUGGUUAACUCGAUUUUUAAUUUUUCUGAUUUAAAUGUUUCAGAUAAAAUAUUCAGGUAACCUAGUUAUCUGGAUAAUUCCGUUCACAAAUAAUAUUUUUGGGAUAUUAGUAUUUUUAAAAUUAAAUAUAACUAAUAUUGUAGAUAUAAAUUAUAUUUUGGAUAUUCCUCUUAUACAUAUUUGGUUUUUGGUUCUUGGUUUAUAUGCUCAUUUAUUGGAGUCCAAUAAAUCUGGAGAGUCCACUACUUGAAACAACCAACGGUGAGGAUGCUUUAGUCGCUUUCCUGAGAUGGAACCCAAACUACAAUUAACCAAAGAUUAAAAGGCCAAACCGCUUAACGUGUCGACGGUAAUAAUGUCAAAGAAUCAAAUUGAGUCGGCUGAUACGAACGACGGCGAGAAUGUAAGGGUUGAUGCUCCCAUGGAGAUUCCUAAGAUCUCAAAGCUUGACAGACGAAUUGCUGACCCGAGGAUGAUGAAGAAGAGAAGAAUGAAACCUGAGUCUCUAACAUCUCUUAACAAUCUCGAUGAUGGUUGCCUCAUGCACAUCCUCAGCUUCCUAUCUCCAAUUCCAGAUAGGUAUAACACAGCACUCGUUUGCCACAGAUGGAGAUAUCUGGCGUGUCACCCUCUCUUGUGGCUACGCGUUGACCGUUUUGUGAAGGAUCUAUCCCAACCUGGAGUUUUCCAUGACAUUGAGUCAGCCGUAUCUGCAGCGAGAUUGGUGGAGGCGAGACUCCUGAUGAAACCACCCUCGUCUGUUCUCGAGGUUCAGACAGGUUUGGAGCUUAUAUUCCCUUUCAAGUCAUCUAGUUGGACCUGUUCUAUGUCUCCAUGCUUGUGUUUCUUUAUCUAUUGCAAAGAAAACUCUUUGGUAUACGGCUUUUUUUUGUUGUUGGGUUUCUUGUGCAGUGCCCUGGAACUGCUAUCAACCUGCAAGCUUGCAAACUUAACAGUGAAAGCCGAGCUUGGUUGCUGCUUGCUUCAUAGGAGUGGAAGGGUAACCAUUGAUGGAUGUGUGCUCCAAUGCGAAACAAACCCUUUGGAUCAUCUCUCAUGCCCAAUCGUGACCACUGCUGGAGAUGAAGAAGAGGAUAUCUUGAGCCAUGUGGAAGUGAAGGAAACUGUUGUUGAAAAGAUUAAAGGCAACAGUGUGAGUGUUUUGCAGACAAGGAUCGAGGGAGGUGCCAAGGCUGUUUUGACAAGCGGAGACUUGGUUCUGCAGCGUGUUAGAGUCAUUUAUUCCAAAGCUUACCUCUAUUUCUGGUUUGAUGUAGAUCAUAAGUGAAAGUGAAUCUUUAUUGUAUGUUAGAUUAGUACACCUUUUCUUCAACCUGUAAUAUUUUGUAUUAUGUGGGGAUGGUUGGUGUUAUUGGUCAUCAUCAUCCGCAUCAUCUCCCUGUGUACUUUAUCUUUAUAGAUCUCCUUUUGAAGACAGAACAUGUCCUUUGUUAAGAAUAAAGUUGUUUUGAUUAAACCUUUUUA